GCCGUCGGGACUGGCUCGUUCCCGGCUGCUGCUGCUGCCGCUGCACGGAGCAGGGCGGGGGUGCAAGGAACCCAAGGCGAGCAAGCAAGCGAGCAAGCUAACCUGCACCGGCAGUAGCAGCAGCAGCCUUGCAAGUGCCCGGUUGCAAGCUCGGCGGGGGGGAGCGGGUGGCUCGGGGACCCCCGCUGGGCUCCCCCCUCCUCCCUCUCCGCCCGCCCACCUGCCUUCCUGCCCCCCGCCCCACCCCGCGCGCUCCCCCGGGAUGAGCAUCUCCGUCCCGGAGGGGCUGACGGAGCUGCUGCAGGGCUUCACGGUGGAGGUGCUGCGGAGCCAGCCGGGGGACCUGCUGGAAUUCGCCCUCCAGUACUUCGGGCGCCUCAAGGCGGAGGCGGGUCCGGGGGCGGCGGCGGCGGGGCGGCGGCAGCAGCAGCAGGAGGACGGGAGCGCCGCCGGCCAGCGCCACUUCAAUGCGGGCCCCCCCGAGGCGCUGCGCAGGGCCCCCUCCGAGGGCGGCCGAGGGGUCAACUUCGCCCAGGAGCCCAUGCAGACCGACUCCGAAGCGGACGACGACGACGACGAGGAGGAGGCGGAAGGAUUCGCCGCUCCAGUGAUAAACCGGUUCAUUAGAAGGGCGUCAGUGUGUGCAGAAGCUUAUAAUCCUGAUGAAGAAGAGGAUGAAACUGAAUCAAGGAUUAUUCACCCCAAAACAGAUGAUCAAAGAAACAGACUGCAAGAAGCUUGCAAAGACAUACUUCUAUUUAAGAACUUAGAUCCAGAGCAGAUGUCUCAGGUAUUAGAUGCCAUGUUUGAAAAGUUGACUGAAGGAGGGGAGCAUGUCAUUGAUCAAGGUGAUGAUGGUGACAACUUCUAUGUAAUUGAUCGAGGGACUUACGAUAUCUAUGUGAAAUGUGAAGGUGUUGGAAGGUGUGUUGGCACGUAUGACAACCGUGGGAGCUUUGGUGAGCUGGCUUUAAUGUACAAUACACCCAGAGCGGCUACAAUCAUUGCUACCUCUCCUGGUGCUGUGUGGGGUUUGGACAGAGUCACAUUUCGAAGAAUUAUUGUAAAAAACAAUGCCAAAAAGAGAAGAAUGUAUGAAAAUUUUAUUGAGUCGUUGCCCUUCCUUAAGUCUUUAGAACUUUCGGAACGGUUGAAAGUGGUGGAUGUGAUCGGCACCAAAAUAUACAAAGACGGAGAACAAAUCAUUGCUCAGGGAGACAUGGCUGACUGUUUCUUUAUUGUUGAAUCUGGAGAAGUGAAAAUCACAAUGAAAAGAAAGGGUAAGCAGGAGGUAGAUGAAAAUGAAGCAGUGGAGAUUGCCCGGUACACUAGAGGACAGUAUUUUGGGGAACUUGCUCUUGUAACUAACAAACCUCGAGCUGCCUCAGCAUUCGCACUCGGUACAGUCAAGUGUUUAGUUAUGGAUGUACAGGCAUUUGAAAGGCUUUUGGGACCUUGUAUGGAAAUAAUGAAAAGGAACAUUGCGAACUAUGAAGAACAGCUAGUUGCUCUCUUUGGAACAAACAUGGACAUUUCCGAUCCCAGUGCAUGAAGUGCAGAACGAAGCCACACGAUCUGUUCAUGAGAAAUAGCACAGUAGUGGUUAGUCCACUGAUAAAUGUGUCUAUCUUUCUGUAGAUGCUAAGCAUUUUUUUGUGAUUUUACAGGGGAUUGGGUUUGUUGGCAUUUUAUUUUAUUUUCCCAACUUUUAUUUGCGUGUUUUUACACUGUCGUUCAAGUGUAUAAGUAAACACAGCUGAGAAAUCAUUCUGUUGGCCUAACCUUAAAGGGCUGAGCCCACCAGUAGCUCAGCUUCUAGGUAACACUCCUAAAAGAUCCACCCGAUAAGUCUUUCAUUUUUCAAUGGGAAUUUGCAAUCUUAUGUGCAGUUUUUGAGUUAUAACCAUUUGACACCUCUAAAAAAAAGACCAUGUCUUCUAUAAUAAAGUUACUAACAUUUCUUUUAAAUAAGUCCGUGAUUGCAAUCCAAACUCUUUGUGCAUACUAGCAUGUCUCUUUAUUUUAUCCCCCACCCCACCCCACCCAAAGAAACGGGUCCUUGCUUUCUACUUUUGGAGAAACAUGUUUGUCGGUAAAUAGCAGUGGUGGCUGUUAAGAGAGCUCCGCUUCACCUAAAUACUACAGAACCCUUUGAACUGCAGCAUAUCUGUGGAAUAAAUGCAUUCCUACUUGUUAAAUAGUUAAUGGUUUUUGUUAAAUAUCUGGAGGUAAAAAGAAUAAAUAGGUGUUGGUGGGGUAUUUGCCACUGACAUAAACUAAA
This is a messenger RNA of Podarcis raffonei (Aeolian wall lizard), 2281 nucleotides long. It is a transcript of the gene PRKAR2B, whose product is annotated as protein kinase cAMP-dependent type II regulatory subunit beta. Gene Ontology annotation, molecular function: cAMP-dependent protein kinase regulator activity. The transcript has 11 exons. Gene Ontology annotation, biological process: regulation of protein phosphorylation. Gene Ontology annotation, cellular component: cAMP-dependent protein kinase complex. Bases 263 to 1552 code for a protein of 429 amino acids. The record is from RefSeq and is a predicted model, not a curated record. NCBI's taxonomy places the organism in Eukaryota, Metazoa, Chordata, Lepidosauria, Squamata, Lacertidae.